CUGUAUAUGUUCCUUCACAUUUGUACGGUUUGAUGAAAAAUUAAUAGUGUGAAUUGUACUAACUAUUGACCAAUAUAAUUUCCCUUCACCAUCUUAUGACUCACUAACUCAAACUCAUCGCAAUGGCAGAAAAUUCAUAUCCUUAUCCAUCAACUCUUAAUAUAUCAAAUUUUGUUACCAUAAAACUGUCUAAUUCUUCCAACUAUAGUCUAUGGAAAGCACAAAUGCUUUGUCUUCUUGAAAGUCAAGAAUUAGUUGGUUUCAUCGAUGGAACUAAUUUAAUUCAAUUAGACUUGAAGUGGAAAAGAAGUGAUAGGCUUGUUAAAGGUUGGAUUUUUGGUUCUUUGGCUGAAGAAAUGCUUCAAUAUGUGGCUGAGAAAAUCAGUGCUAGAGAUGUUUGGUUGGAAUUGGAGGAAAUUUGCUACCAUAAUUCACUAGACAAUUUUCAAGAAAUAAAGAGCACAGAGUCGAAGAAAGAUUACAAGUACUAUUUGCCACUAUACAAGGCUUCACUGUGUGGUGAUUGGGAAAAUGCAAAAGAAUUCUUGAAAAAAGACAAUGAAGCAAAUAGAGCUCAUAUCACAUCCUUGUUACAAACAACACUUCACAUUGUAAUCGGGUCAAAGAAGGACGACAAUGCCAAGUUUUUCAUUGAGAAUUUGGUGAAUUCAAUAACAGAUGAUGAUGCGUUAGCCAUAAAAGAUAGUUUCGGGGAAACACCUCUUCAUUAUGCUGCGCGUUUUGGCAACUUAGAUGCUGCGAAAAUUCUUGUCACAAGAAAUUCGAAUUUGCCAAAUAUUGUGUCUAAUAAUGGCCUUUAUCCUAUUCAUUUAGCUGCUGAAUAUGGUUACAAAUCUAUGGAUUUGGUUCAUUACUUCUUCAGUGUCACAAAAUGUUCUGCUCCUUAUUCUGGUCGAAAUGGUGCUAGGCUGCUACAUCUAUUGAUAUGUUUGGACUUGUUCGAUUUUGCUAUGUACUUACUGAAAAUUUCUCCUGAUUUGGCAAAAUACAACUCAUAUGGAUCAUCUCCUUUGACUCUGUUGGCUACAAAGACGUUUGGUACAAGUCAUGUAAGCUCGAACAAGCCAAUAUAUUUAACCAACGCUACAUCAUGGAAUUUUCUAGCAAGAGCAAAUGUCAAUGAUAUCGAGAAUGCAAUCAACGAAACAUUACUCGAUAAAUCAAAGUCUAAUUCAUUUGAAUGGGAAUACAUCCGAGAUGAAGAAUGGAAACACCAAAAUGCAAUUAAAUUAGCAGAAUGCCUUUGCGAGAAACUACAAAGUUUAAGCGGGAAAGAAAUCAAAUCCGUUGUUGGUGGUUCUCUCCUCCAAGCCGCGCGUUUUGACAACUACAAGCUUAUUGAAAUUAUCGUGAAAUUUUUUCCUUCAUCGAUUUAUUAUUGCAACAAAAAUGGGAAGAAUAUAUUUCACGUUGCAGUAGAGAAUCGCUGCAAAAACGUCUUUAAAUUGGUCAGUCAAAUGAAUCAACAUAGGCAUUAUCUCGUGACUGCAGUUGAUUCAUCUAACAACACAAUCUUGCAUUUGGCUGGAAAAUUGUCUAAUGAAAAUGAGCUAAAUUGUAACUUUGGGGAGGCUCUCCUGAUGCAAGAAGAGUUGCGGUGGUUUGAGGCAGUGAAGCAAAUAUUACCACCUUCUUAUUACGAGUGUUUAAACGACAAGGACAAAACUGCUCAUCAAGUAUUUACAGAGCAACACACAAAUUUGAGAAUACAAGGAGAGAAAUGGAUGAAAUACAUAGCAAGUCCAUGCGCAAUUAUAGCAGCACUCAUCAUUAUCGUCGCAUCAAUUAUAUUUUCAGGCAUCAAAAACUACGAAAACACAUUUUUGGUUUCCUCCAGAAACGGUGUUUUCAUAGCAUUCAUCUUCUCCAACACAGUAUCACUAUCCACUUCCUCCAUUUCCUUAUUCGCAUUCGUUUCUAUUUUGACUUGUCGUUAUGCGGAAGAAGAUUUUCUACGUGUGUUCCCAAAGCGCCUAUUAUUGGGACUUCUCGCCUUGUACGCCUCUGUAGAAGCGUUGAUACUGAGUUUUGGUUGUGCUCUGUAUUUUGUGUUGAGGGACAAUGAAAUAGCGUUUUAUGCGGCGUUUAUACUUGUUGUAUUGCCCAUUUUAGCCUUUCAACAUUGGCGAGGACCGCUUAUUAAUCAUUUGUUUUCUUUGGUCAAGAAAAAUAACACAAUGCUUUGAAUGCAUAGAUCGAUGAUGUAUAUAUAGUGCAUUCUGAAUAUAUAUUAUUUUUUU
Solanum dulcamara is the source of this 2261-nucleotide messenger RNA. RefSeq lists its product as uncharacterized. The record is from RefSeq and is a predicted model, not a curated record. The coding region runs from base 123 to 2207 and encodes 694 amino acids. The transcript has 6 exons. NCBI's taxonomy places the organism in Eukaryota, Viridiplantae, Streptophyta, Magnoliopsida, Solanales, Solanaceae. Gene Ontology annotation, molecular function: protein binding.